Messenger RNA from Neurospora tetraspora, 1034 nucleotides. RefSeq lists its product as uncharacterized. Lineage: Eukaryota; Fungi; Ascomycota; Sordariomycetes; Sordariales; Sordariaceae. The transcript has a single exon. The coding region runs from base 175 to 849 and encodes 224 amino acids. The record is from RefSeq and is a predicted model, not a curated record.
CAGACAGACCCGGCCGACCGAGAAAUCAACGUGACAUCGUCAGGUUUCAGCAUCAUCGAGAUUCCGUAUUCCAGGGUUCACUUCCAGAUUCUGGGAAGGUAGGUCAGAAAAAAGUGUUCUGCAUCUGGUACCUGAAAGAUCUAGAUCAUUGACACGGCCCAUGUGUCCGAGUUCAUGGCUCAUCGGCUUUUUCGUAAGUUAUCGAACCAUAUAACGAAAGCCUGGUCGUUUAUAUAUCAAAUUACUGUCGGAAAACUGCCUUCAACGUUGCCCAGAAAAACACCGGGUAAUGAGGUCUCAUGCUGUAGAGGAUAUCAACACUCUUUUUUCAAGCAUAGCAAAGAGACCACAAACUAUUUAGAGGGUACACAAACCGGCACCGCUCCCUUACAUCUUGACCGAGAUGUAGGUAGCACCACAAAGCGCCCCUCGAGGGCCGUAUUCCGAAAAGCAAGGGUUCUUGCUCACCGGCUCAUGUGGGACAGCGGACCGCCACAAGGUCGUGGAAGGGCCAGACCUCAAAAAGCGUUCGGGAACAAGCCAUGUCUUGUCUUGGCCCAAGUAUCCAGUAGGGUUGCAGAGACAAGAGCCAUCUCUUUGUUGGUGGUUAUCUCAUCACGCAAGGAACCAAAUCUUAUCGGCUUUCUGAAUCCGGCCCUUCCCUAUCACCCCCUCAUGAAGAAGUUCGGAGAUAGGAUUGGAUUAACUGCCCACCUCAGCCAAGCUCUGGGAUUGGACGGGAACGGGACAAUAGCCGACAGGGCAGGGCAGCGAGGAGUGUGGGCCGGCGGGCAACGGGCGAUGACAAGCAACGUCAGGAAACGCUUCAACUCUGUGCCACGUGAAUAAAGUCGAUGAUGCCUUAUCACGCAUUUUGUUCGACCUUCAACAUCUUUAAGGGUAUGGUUGAGCAAUUGUCCUCUCCAAUGCCGUUGCCAUCUCGAGAAUGAAUGACGAGCUUCUAGGCGGAUAGCUUCAUUUCCUCCUCUUAGAUGACGGAGACACUUGCAUCCAAGACAGUGAACCCGCCCGUU